AUGGGCAAGAAGGAGGUAGCUGUCCUGGGGGACGAUCUUCGUCUCCUGUUGCUUCCACGUCGUCACCCUGGUCAUCUGAGCUCAAUCGCCCACUUCCACCUCACAGUCUUCAACGUCUUGCGAUCCACAAUCAGUAUGGGACUCGAAAAGCAAUCCUCGAACAAGGUCUUUGGCGGCGAAGUCACAAAGUAUUCCUUCAAGUCCUCCGUCCUGGGCGACCUCUCUGCCAACCUGAACCUCUACCUCCCACCCUCCGCUUCCUCCUCGAAGAAGGUGCCCAUCCUCUACUUCCUCGCCGGACUCACAUGUACAGAGGACAAUGCUGCUCAGAAAGGUGGCAUGUUCGAGGCUGCCUCCCAAGAAGGCAUUGCCUUGUGCUUCCCUGACACCAGCCCAAGGGGAGCCAAGAUCGAGGGAGAAGACGAGAGCUAUGACUUUGGUAGUGGAGCUGGGUUCUACAUCAAUGCUACCAAGGACCCUUGGAGCAAGCACUACAAGAUGUACGACCACAUCGUAAAGGAGAUCCCAGAGCAGCUCAAAGCAGCCGACCUCCCCAUCGACUUCUCCAAGUCGUCCGUCUUCGGCCACAGCAUGGGUGGUCACGGAGCCCUCACUCUCUACCUCAAGGGAGAGGCUAGCUUCAAGUCCUGCUCGGCCUUCUCGCCCAUCUGCCACCCUACAGCCUGUCCUUGGGGAGAAAAGGCCUUCAAGGGCUACUUGGCUGGUGGUGUAGAGGAAGGCAAGCAGCAUGAUGCGACUGAGUUGGUCGCUGCUGCAAAGGGCAAAAAGCUCAACAUUCUGCUCUGUCAAGCUGACUUUUGCCCUUGCGGCAUCCUGCUCUACAGGAUCGACUCAGGUCUAGGAGACAACUUCUACCAGCAAAAGCAGCUUCUACCAGAAGACUUCCAGGAGGCAGCUCGCAAGAGUGGCCACGGGGAGGACGAGGUCAACAUCCGACUGCAGGACGGCUACGAUCACUCCUACUUUUUCAUCUCGACAUAUGCGCCGGAGCACAUCCGGUGGCACGCCAAGUUCCUCAAGUGA
Messenger RNA from Microstroma glucosiphilum, 1044 nucleotides. Its product is annotated as S-formylglutathione hydrol. The record is from RefSeq and is a predicted model, not a curated record. Gene Ontology annotation, biological process: formaldehyde catabolic process. The transcript has 6 exons. The coding region runs from base 1 to 1044 and encodes 347 amino acids. NCBI's taxonomy places the organism in Eukaryota, Fungi, Basidiomycota, Exobasidiomycetes, Microstromatales, Microstromataceae. Gene Ontology annotation, molecular function: S-formylglutathione hydrolase activity. Gene Ontology annotation, cellular component: cytosol.